Menidia menidia (Atlantic silverside) is the source of this 1143-nucleotide messenger RNA. The record is from the annotation of a GenBank genome assembly. Lineage: Eukaryota; Metazoa; Chordata; Actinopteri; Atheriniformes; Atherinopsidae.
AUGCCUCUGAAGCUUCCCGGGACAGGUGCUCCGGCUCAUUCUGCCGCUCGCCUCCCGGAGGACGCACAGACACACAACCAGGCCAAUCCGACCGACGCACAACGCCAGAGUCGGGGGUUUCUCUGGCUCUUCCCGCCUCCACUUCUGGGUUUUUCUUUUCCUGGAGAGACCAUGAAUCCGGAGUACUACAUCUCCACCAUCGGCGUGGACUUCAAGAUCAGGACCAUCGACAUGGAGGGGAAGACCGUCAAGCUGCAGAUCGUGCGUUGGGACACGGCCGGGCAGGAGAGGUUUCGGACCAUCACCUCCAGCUACUACCGAGGGGCCCACGGCAUCAUCAUCGUGUAUGACGUCACGGAGCAGGAGUCGUUCAACAACGUGAGGCAGUGGCUGGAUGAGAUCGAGCGCUACGCCUGUGAGAACGUGUCCCGGCUGCUGGUGGGAAACAAAUCUGACCUCGUUAGUAAGAAAGUUGUGGAUGCUGCCUCCGCUCAGGUAACGGGAACAGCGAGCAUCACUUUCAGAGCUCAGGAGCUGGCCUCCACCCUGAAGGUUCCCUUCAUGGAGACGAGCGCCAAGAGCUCCGUCAACGUGGAGCGGGCUUUCCUCACCAUGGCCUCGGAGAUCCACAAGCGCCUGGCCAGCGACGGAGGGGGCAUCCAGGGCCAGGUCACGGACCCCCGGGCCCAGGGAGCCAAGAUCAGCAGCGCCCCCCUGUGGCUGGGGGCGGAGAAGCAGGCGCCGGAGGCCGGCAGCUGCUGCUGAGACGGCAGCCAGGAGGACUUUGCACACACCCGAGUCUUCUCAGGUUUUUGUCAUGAGCACUGGUUCAUUUUAGGUUUGACUGCGGUGUAAUUUUAAUUAAAGUAUUUUUGAUUAACAUGACUUAAAAAACGAACGAACAACAGACAAAAUGUAAAUGUUUCAUCCAAAUGAACUACUUGCCUUCCACAUCCGAAAUAACAGCAGUUGGGAAUGUAUUUCAUUGUAUUUCUGUAUGUUUAUCUGAGUACUUUAUGGUGCUGUUGUAAUUUAAAUGAGCAUCUAGAGUCGAACUGUCAGUUUCCUUUAUUUAUGUUGGAUUUUAUUAAACUAUUUCGGUCAUGUCCAUAAGUAUGUCUCUGAUUUAAAAAAAAAAGUCAC